ACGGGAACAGAAUGUGGGCAGGGAUUUCCCCCAGGGUUGGUGCCACUUCCCCCGGCCCAGGCAGGUAGACGGCCACCUCGCCAGGCCAAAGGAACCUGGAUGGGAGGGAAAGAGGCCACCAUGUCCUCUUGGAGCCGAGAGCGAAACCAGAGCCCAGGGGGCCUGAACCCCCAUCUUUCUAGAACCGUGUUCCUGCUGCUGCUCUCCGUGGCCUCGGCCCAGGGGGUCCCCCCAGACCCCACCGCCUGCCUGGUGUUCCAGUCGGUCAACGGGACCUCCAUCACCUGCGAGCCGCCCGCCAAAGUCCCCCGCCACCUCCCGGCCGACACCAUCCACCUGGCCGUGGAGUUCUUCAACUUCACCCGGCUGCCCGCCGGCCUCCUCCGGGGCGCCCCGAGGCUCCAGGAGCUGCACCUCUCCAGCAACCGGCUGCACAACCUGUCGGCCGAGCUGCUGCAGCCGGUGCCCGGGCUGAAGGUGCUGGACCUCACCCGAAACGCCCUGAGCCGCCUGCCGCCCGGGCUCUUCCGGGCCUCCGCCGCCCUGCACACCCUGGUGCUGAAGGAGAACCAGCUGCGGGCCCUGGACGCCUCGGGGCUGCACGGCCUCACGGCCCUGCGGCACCUGGACCUGUCCGGCAACCAGCUCCGGACGCUGCCCGCCGGGCUGCUGGCCAACGUCCCCGAACUGCGUGUCCUUGACCUUAGUGACAACCAGCUGGAGGCUCUGCCCUCCGGCUUCCUGAGGGGGCCCCUGUGCUUGGAACGGCUGCACCUGGAGGGGAACAGACUGUGCGCGCUUGCAGAGGACCUCCUGGCGCCCCAGGUGGACCUACGAUACCUCUUCCUGAGUGACAACAAGCUGGCCAAGGUGGCCCCCGACGCCUUCCGGGGCCUGCGGCGGCUGGACAUGCUGGACCUGUCUAACAACUCUCUGGCCAGCGUGCCCAAGGGGCUCUGGGCCAGCCUGGGGCGGCCCACCCAGAACCUACAGUACGGCUUCGACCUCUCCCGCAACCCCUGGGUCUGUGACGGGCACCUGCACGACCUCUUUCGGUGGCUCGUGGACAACAAAGAGAAGAUGUUCUUCCAGAAUGACACGCGCUGUGCUGGCCCGGAAGCCUUCAAGGGCCAGACACUCCUGGAGGUGGCCGAGUCCCGUUGAGGCCUGGGGCUGGGGGCGAGGGGACGGGGCCUGGCAGGACACCGCAGCCCACACCUUCUAAGGGUCAGGCUUUGCCACUGUUGCUGGGACCCAUUUUGCCCAUGUUUCCCACGGGCUCUCCGGCCGGCCUCCUUGUCAUCGCUCGAGUUGUCCCUCUUCCAGAAAGUCCUUCCUCCGUCUCCCAGAGCUCCUGGGCUCGGGGCUCCCUCGGAUCCAGCCUUGGCCCACGCACAGGUGUUGUCUCUCCCCGGCUCCGC
This is a messenger RNA of Equus quagga, 1421 nucleotides long. RefSeq names its product leucine rich alpha-2-glycoprotein 1 (gene LRG1). Gene Ontology annotation, biological process: transforming growth factor beta receptor signaling pathway; immune response. NCBI's taxonomy places the organism in Eukaryota, Metazoa, Chordata, Mammalia, Perissodactyla, Equidae. The record is from RefSeq and is a predicted model, not a curated record. Gene Ontology annotation, cellular component: cell surface. Gene Ontology annotation, molecular function: transforming growth factor beta binding. The transcript has 2 exons. The coding region runs from base 100 to 1164 and encodes 354 amino acids.